AUGACCUGGGCGGCCGAUUUCUACCGCUAUGGAAGUGCCGCCUCGGCCACGCGUUUGGCCUUGCGCGAUAUGUCGCAGACACCGCAGGUGGUGGAGCGAUUGAGGCAGAAGGGUUUCUUGGAUGACGUCAAGGAAUACACCGUUGCCAUCAACGCCGUCGGGCGCGCGGGUGCCUGGAACCAGGCCGUCAGCCUCCUUCGAACGUUGCUUCAGAAAGGUCUCCAGCCAAACGAGAUUACCUUCGGGGCGUUGACCAACUGUGUGCCAUCUUGGGCCACCGGUCUCUUGCUAGUAGACGAGCUCGUGCGACGAGGGCUUUUGUCGGCUGUUCAUGUGACGGCAUUGAUUCGCGUAUGUGCAGGGUCUCUGGAGUGGGCGAGGAGUUUGAGUCUCUACCAGGCGUCGCUAGACCAUCGUGUUCGGCCUGAUGCGCAGUUGAGUGGUGCUCUCAUCGCAAGUUUGGGACGCAGCGAGAAAUGGGCUGAAGCUCUUUCUGUUCUGCAGGACUCCAUAGGGUCUUCAAGCACCAUUGCAUUCAAUGCAACCAUCUCGGCCUGCGAGAAGGGGAACCAGUGGGCACAGGCCGUAGCAGUCUUGGAUACCAUGACGGCUGUGAAAGUGCGAGCAGACACCAUCUCCUUCAGUAGCACCAUUAGCGCCUGCGAGAAGUGCUGGCAGUGGGAGCGUGCUCUGACCCUACUGUGCCAGCUACAGAGGUGCCGGCUAUUCCCGGAUACCAUAGCCUGCAGCGCUGCAAUCAGUGCGUGCGAAAAGAACGGUCGUUGGCAACAGGCGCUGGCCAUUUUGGGGGCGAUGCUGGAAGAGGGGCCUCACGCAGACCUAAUCAUCUUCAGUGCUGCAAUCAGUGCUUGUGAGAAAGGGCGCCGCUGGCAGGAAGCGCUGCUGCUCCUCAGGGAGGCCCUGCGGCGGUUCAGGCCUGAAAUUACACCUUACAAUGCCGUGAUCAGCGCCUGCGCAACAGAAGGGCGCUGGCAGCUGGCGGUCCAGCUCUUCUCAGAAGCCUUGCAUCUGUCAGUGGACGUCCUUACUGGCAGCUCCGUGAUCGCAGCGUGUGCACAAGCAAGCGAGUGGGAGCCUGCCCUGCAACUGCUCAAUCAACUGCAGCAGCAGAGCGUCGAGUUGAACAUCAAAGUCUACAAUGCAGCAGUUGCAGCAGCAAGUGGACAGCCCUUCGUGGCGCUGCAGAUUGUGGAGGAGAUUGAUGUUGCAAGGCUGAUUCCAGAUAUUCUCACGUACACCCCUGCAGCAGAAGCCAUUGCAAACGUUGGAAGUCUUCACUUGGAAACUCUGUAG
Molecule: messenger RNA, 1314 nt
Organism: Symbiodinium natans
Lineage: Eukaryota; Dinophyceae; Suessiales; Symbiodiniaceae
Source: the annotation of a GenBank genome assembly